Gilbertella persicaria is the source of this 1394-nucleotide messenger RNA. RefSeq lists its product as uncharacterized. The record is from RefSeq and is a predicted model, not a curated record. Bases 168 to 1022 code for a protein of 284 amino acids. NCBI's taxonomy places the organism in Eukaryota, Fungi, Mucoromycota, Mucoromycetes, Mucorales, Choanephoraceae. The transcript has 3 exons.
UUGUGUGGCGAAAUCACACGCGCGAAUUCAUUUAAUUAAUUUUUUUAGCCAAAAGAAUAAUCGCGUUCAGUGUGUGUUUUUUUUUCUUUAGUGUUAUUUUUAUUUUUACAAUUAUUUCCUUUUUGUAUCGAGUAUACGAAAAUACUACACAGCUUUAAAAGAAAAAUAUGCCUGUUGAAAAAAAUAUGUGCCUGGAUAUACCAGAAGAAAACUUACACUGUCACCACUUUCUGUUCAUAAAAGACGUGAUAACUUCAACCUUUGACUCAUCGCGGGCCUGUUUCAAAACUAAAUUCACUAGUCUCAGUUAUAGAAGAGCAAGAUUGAAUGGAAUUGUUGUUGCACAGGAGUCAUUAUCAGAUAGGAGUGAGCGUCAUUUUUGGCUAGAUGAUGGUACAGGCGUCAUUCGAGCCAUUUUUUCGCAAGAAAUUCUAAAGAGAAGAGAUGGAUAUGCAAUUGAUCUCUCUACUUUAUUAUCUGUCUUUGGUAAAAUAGUACUGUAUCAAGACAAGGAGAUUGCAAUUCGUUGUGGAGGAUUUAAAAUAGAAGAUGAUUGCUUAGCCGAAAUAUACCAUUGGACAAAGAUCCUUCAAGAUCGACCAAAAGAAAGAACAUUGAGUCAAACGGAACAGAGCAAUAUGUUCUAUAGUCUCUCCUCAUUGCCUUCUCCUAAGCGCUUAUUGACACCCAACUUUAUGGAGUCACCUCUAAGAGCAACGCCCAGUUCACAGAAUGCAAAGAGUUACUUGUGGUCUCCAGAUCAUGUAUUUGCGACUUCAACGCCAAUUCGUGCAGUCCAAGAUUUGACUCAACGGCGGCAUCCAAUUGCUGUGGCUAAUACAGUUCACGAACAACAGCAACAGCAACAAUGUUCUGAGGAUGAAUUUGAUGAAUUUGAUGAAUUUGAUGAAUUUGAUGAAUUUGACAGCUUUGGCGAUGUUGAUUUACUUGCUCUGGAAAAGAAUGCUAUCCAACAAGCCUCUGCUUCUACAAAGCGAAAAUGGGAGUUGAGUAUGGAGUGAAUCAAACCAUACCAAAGAUUGCAACAUCGAAAUACCAGCAUAGACAUGCAGACACACAUACAUACAUCUAUAUACUUUUUUUAUGUAAAUACACAAAUUAAAUCUAAAAUAAGCUUUAUAGUCAUUGCAAAAUAAUUUAAGCAAGUAUCUUUUAUAUCUUUAUCCAAACCAAAUACACCUUUUUAUACAUUGACAUGAUAAAAUAUGGCGUCAUACAUAUUGAUCAUCUAAUUAGCCGAUAUCUUCAAAAACAAGGGCACUGAUUAAAUACAGCUAUCUUGUCGAACAUCAAGGAACAGUCAGAUAUUCAAUUAGUUUUGUUAUCUUUGCCUAUUAUUAAGUAUCAAUUCAAUGAAUAUGAAAAUAGCUUCC